AUGAAUAUUACAUACUUGAAUCCCAUAUUGGAAGAUUUGAAAUGUCGCUUGACAUCUGGUAAUGGAUGCGGUAAUGAUACCAAUUCAGGCUUGGACUGCAGCUAUUCAGAAUACCCUGUAGACUAUUUCUGCAAAUUGAACAUAGAUGUGCAAAAUGAAACUUCUUACAGUUGUACAAGGUGUUCUAAUAACAGUUUCGAUUAUAACAUCAACUAUACUGUAUGCAACACUGGAUUCAAACUCAACAUGUUGUCUGUAAUUUUUGAGAGCGCUUUGAGAACUUUAUGGCUGAAACUACCAGAUUAUGAAGUGUGCGACUGGGAUACUUUGGUUUGUUUUAAUGGCGGUUUCGAUCGGAUGUUAUACAAGUACUUUAAUGAUAGUUAUUUAAAAAGUGGUGAAUUAGAGACCUUUCAAUGUAAGUGGAAUUUUAAAAACGUAACUGACAACUUAUCCGUGACAGCAGGGUACGAAUGGAGUUUUUUAUUUGUCAUAUUGUUUAUAAUUGCGGGCGGUGUCGGGAAUAUUCUGGUAUGCUUAGCCGUAUGUCUUGAUAAAAGAUUGCAAAAUGUGACGAACUAUUUCCUGCUUUCGUUGGCGAUAGCCGAUUUGCUUGUAAGUUUGUUCGUGAUGCCAAUGGGCGCCAUACCUGGAUUUCUAGGUUAUUGGCCACUAGGUGUUGUGUGGUGUAACGUAUAUGUUACUUGCGACGUUCUAGCUUGUUCAGCUAGCAUCAUGCACAUGUGCUUCAUAAGUAUUGGCAGGUAUCUUGGCAUACGGAAUCCACUUAAAAGUCGACACCAUUCAACUAAGAGAGUAGUUGUCAUUAAAAUUGCUCUCGUCUGGCUUCUUAGUAUGUUUGUAUCCAGUUCAAUUACAGUUUUAGGUAUAAUUAAUCGAUCGAACAUAAUGCCGACUCCGGACCUUUGUGUCAUCAACAAUCGACUGUUUUGGGUAUUUGGCUCCUUGGUUGCGUUUUACAUUCCUAUGCUGAUGAUGGUGGUUUCCUUUGCACUGACUGUGCAGCUGCUGAAAAGACAGGCGUUGUUGGCAGCGACACCCGUACCUGGAGCAACUCAAAGAAGGCAAUGCGGCGGUUUUGAUAACGACCCAACGCAAGGACCACGUCGCAUAGGAGCCAAAAGCUCCCCAGAUUUGUCGCCUCGUAGCAAUGUUUCAAGACAAAUGACUUGGAGAGUAACUUCAACAAAUAGGUAUACAUAUCAAUCACAGGCUAUUGAGCAAGUUUUGUUAAGUUUUAUGAAUGGUUGUGGCAAUGGUGCGGGCUCUGGUAAUAACAGGAGAGGGCGAGAUGUCGCAACGCAGACACCGCUUAAUAUAGCAGCAGAGACUAGGCGCGCAAAGUUGAGACCAUUGAAGUUAACCCUUGCUCCUGCUAAUGCUUUAAAUCUAAGAUUUAUAACUAAUCGUAAAAAAGGGCGAUCUCUAUCAGCGAAUGCAGUAGCCAAUGAACAAAAGGCUACAAAAGUACUCGGGUUGGUGUUCUUUACAUUCGUCCUAUGUUGGGCUCCAUUUUUCCUUCUCAACAUUUUAUUCGCAUCAUGUCCUACAUGUAUUGUUCCAGAACAUAUAGUUAACGUUUGCUUAUGGUUGGGCUAUAUGUCUUCGACCAUAAAUCCAAUUAUCUACACGGUCUUCAAUAGAACAUUCCGUGCUGCAUUUCUUAGACUACUUAAAUGUCACUGUAGCAGGCGAGGUCAUUGUACUCGUUACAUGUCAGUUGGAUCAACACGAGGAGCUUCACAACUCUGUGCGAGAUCUGCUCUGCCGUUAGCAAUAUCACUUCGACCGUCUGUUAUGCCUUCGUCAUCAACUGCUAUGCAGGAAACUGCAGAGUCCGUUCUAAUUGAACCUCAAUUUACGGGUUAUAAUUUGCGUUACUAG
Messenger RNA from Parnassius apollo (apollo), 1905 nucleotides. The record is from the annotation of a GenBank genome assembly. NCBI's taxonomy places the organism in Eukaryota, Metazoa, Arthropoda, Insecta, Lepidoptera, Papilionidae.